Molecule: messenger RNA, 1326 nt
Organism: Rotaria sp. Silwood2
Lineage: Eukaryota; Metazoa; Rotifera; Eurotatoria; Philodinida; Philodinidae
Source: the annotation of a GenBank genome assembly
AUGAGUUCUGAAUUAAAUCUGUUUAUAUUUGAUUUCGAUGAAACAUUAUCAGUUCGUUCAUCAUCUGAUCCUAUUGAAGAACUUGCUCAUGAUAAACAAAAAUUAAAUCUUGAUGAUAUUAAUUAUCGUUAUGAAAAAUUACAUCAUUGUUGGAAUAUACGAAUGAAUGAAGUACAUGAACGUCUUGCUCAACAAGGUAUUCAAACAGAACAACUCAUAAAAGCAUUUCGUACAAUUGAAUUAAGUCCCGGUGUAGAUGAACUAUUUCAUAAUAUAUACAUAAGAAAUGGACGAAUUGUAAUAAUGAGUAAUGCUUGUGAUCUUGCUAUAAAAGAAUGUCUUCAAGCUCAAAAUCUAUUUCAAUAUGUUUAUAAAAUUGAAAGUAAUCCUGUACGUCAAAUUGAUCCAAUUAUACUAAUUGAUGAAUAUGAAAAACCUUUACAAACUACAUGUGAAAUAUGUGAACCAAAUCUAUGUAAAGGUUCAAUUAUCGAUAAAUAUCGAGAGAAAGAUAAAUUUGAUAAAAUAAUUUUUAUUGGUGAUGGUAAUAAUGAUGUUUGUGCAGCAUUACGUUUAAAUAAAAAUGAUAUUGUCUUUGCUAAACAUGAUGAAAAAGAUAAUACUAAAAUUUAUCCAAUGUAUAAUAUAUUAAAAAAACAAUAUUUUCAUGAAUUAAAAUCUGAAUUAUUUAUUUGGAAUACAAUGAAAGACAUGACAUUAAUAAUUAAUCAACGUUUGAUAUCUAGUAGUUUAUCAUCAUUGAUUAUUUAUCGACAAUUUUGGAAUUCAUUAAAUAUUGUCUGGAACAAAUAUGAUCGAAAACGUGUACAAGAAAUAGGACCUGAUCGUGCUUGUGCUGAAUGGUUAUUACGAUGUGGUGGUUCAGUACGUUUUAAAAAUUGGGGUACAUUUACAUCAAAUUAUAAUGCAUUACCAAUUGGUGCUCCUGGUCAAUUUAAAAUUGAAGAAAUUCGAGCUGUAAAUGCAUGUAUUACACCUGAAGGUUUUGCAUAUUUAGAUGGCCUUACUGAUUUAAAGAAAAUUCAUUUAGAAAAAUGUGAUCAAAUUGGCGAUAGUUCUAUUGCUCGAUGUAAUAAAGUGAAAGAUACAUUAGAAUCUAUAGCACUUAUUGAUUUAACUCAAAUAAGUGAAAAUGGUCUUGCUUAUUUAGCUGGAUUAACAAAUUUAAAACAUGUUGUUUUGUCUCGUUUGCUAAGUAUAAAACAUCGUGAAGCAGUACUCAAGUUAUUGAAAAAUGAAUUACCUCGAUGUACUAUUAAUUAUGAUGAUGAACAUCCUUCAUCUAAGGAACUGAAAGAAAAAUGA